Messenger RNA from Malania oleifera, 1982 nucleotides. RefSeq names its product probable serine protease EDA2. The record is from RefSeq and is a predicted model, not a curated record. The transcript is spliced from 12 exons. Lineage: Eukaryota; Viridiplantae; Streptophyta; Magnoliopsida; Santalales; Ximeniaceae. Gene Ontology annotation, cellular component: vacuole. Gene Ontology annotation, molecular function: serine-type exopeptidase activity; dipeptidyl-peptidase activity. Gene Ontology annotation, biological process: proteolysis. The coding region runs from base 267 to 1733 and encodes 488 amino acids.
AAAAAAAGGGAAACAGAGUCGAUCUUACAAAAAUAAACUAUGGCAUUAUAAAUGUGAGGUGCCGGUGGUGGCGUGGUGCCACCGCAAGGAGGUGCCGGGUGCGGUCCUACCCUUCCAGCAGGCAGCAGAUAAAUGCCCGAAUGGGUAACGUUAGAACCGAAGUAAACAAACAGAAAUUGCUACGAAGCUCUCUGUCUUCAAAACUGAAAGCUGAAGGCUGACGCAGAGCAGAAGGUGGAGGUGGAGGUAGGGUUGGGAGACAGAGGAUGUGGAAGAAGGAGCAGAGCGUGAACAUGAUGCUUGCGUUAAUCGUCUCGUCGAUCCUGUUGAUAAUUUCCUUCACCGAUGGCGCCUUUACGUCUCGGAUGCUUCAACGCGCGACUGACUCCUAUUACUUAACCCAGGAGGAACUCUGGUUCAAUCAGACUCUCGAUCACUUCUCCCCUUAUGAUCGACGACAAUUUAAGCAGCGCUACUAUGAAUACAUGGACUAUUUCCGACCUAAUGAUGGACCCAUUUUUUUGACAAUAUGUGGUGAAACUUCGUGCAAUGGGAUAGCCAAUGACUAUAUCAGUGUUUUAGCAAAGAAAUUUGGUGCAGCUGUGGUUUCUCUUGAGCAUCGGUAUUAUGGGAAGAGUUCCCCCUUUAAAUCACUCACAACAAAGAAUCUGGCAUAUCUUUCAUCUAAACAAGCACUUUUUGAUUUGGCGAUUUUUCGUCAAUAUUACCAGGAAUCCUUAAAUGCAAAGCUCAACAAAUCGGACAUUGAAAAUCCAUGGUUUGUCAUUGGUGUUUCAUAUUCUGGAGCUCUUAGUGCGUGGUUUCGUCUAAAGUUCCCUCAUUUAACUUGCGGAAGUCUUGCAAGUUCUGGUGUUGUCCUUGCUGUUUAUAACUUCACUGAAUUUGACCAGCAGAUUGGUGAGUCAGCUGGCACAGAGUGUAAAGCUGCACUGCAAGAGAUUAACCAACUUGUUGAGCACAGGCUUGCAGUAAAUGGAAAAGCAUUGAAGACAUCCUUUGGUGCAGCUGAGCUGGAUAAUGAUGCUGAUUUCCUGUAUUUUCUGGCAGAUGCCGCAGUUACAGCGUUUCAGUAUGGAAAUCCAGACAUACUAUGCUCCCCACUUAGUCAGGCAAAGAAGGAUGGACAGGAUUUGGUGGAUGCAUACGCCACAUAUGUGAAAGACUACUAUGUUGGAAGUUUUGGUGCUAAAGUUCAAACAUAUAAUCAAGACCAUCUGAAAGACAUUGCUGUUGGGGAAGACAGCUCUGACCGGUUGUGGUGGUUCCAAGUUUGUAGUGAGGUUGCAUAUUUCCAAGUAGCACCUUCAAAUGAUAGCAUCCGCUCUUCAAUGAUUAACACGAGAUAUCACUUGGACCUCUGCAAAAAUGUUUUUGAAGAGGGCAUUUACCCUGAUGUCGAUGCAACAAAUAUAUACUAUGGAGGCACAAAAAUAGCAGGUUCAAAAAUAGUCUUUACAAAUGGCUCACAAGAUCCCUGGCGCCAUGCAUCCAAACAAACUUCAUCCACAGAUUUGCCAUCGUACAUGAUCUCUUGUCAUAACUGUGGUCAUGGAACUGACCUACGAGGAUGUCCCCAAAUUCCUUUAAACCUUGAAGGCGAUGCCCGGAAUUGCAGCUCUCCUGAUGCAGUUCACAAAGUCAGGCAACAGAUUGUAGAGCACAUAGACUUGUGGCUGUCUGAGUGCCAAGCCACUAAGAGGAGUUCUGCAUGAGAUAAAUAGCUGCAUAUAAUAACGUGAAAGAUGGUACUGUCCACUAACCUGAGUCCGAGUUAUUUGUCCUAGUACUUUGAAACGUGAGUCCGAGUUAUAUUGUCUUCGUACGACACAUGUAAUCGCUCAUUUGAAAGAGGUCGCUCCUAUGAGUUGUUUGAGUAGUUGUGUGCAUUAGAUAAAUCCCAAUGUAAAGUAAACAGAACAUGUUUACUGUCAUGCAAUCGUACCUUUGUGUUUUCUUGUCUU